AUGGCUGGCCCCAACCCUCAACAGAUGGCCGCCAUGCAGCAGCAGUUCGCCGCUGAAGCCGCCAAAAGAGGGAUGACUCCAGAGCAGUUUGCACAGAAGCAGCGUGAACAGCUGACUGCCGACGCCGAGAAGCUCGGUUUGACUCCGGAACAAUAUGUUGCGCAACUGCGCAUGCGUGCGAUGCAACAACAUCAGCAGCAAGCCCAACAGCAAGCCCAGCAACAGGGUCAAGCACCACCACCACAGCAAGGCCAACCGGGCCAAUCGCCCGCGCCACAACAGCAGAUUCACCAAGUUCCCGUCCAGCCAGGUCAGCCUGCGGAUCCUAAGGCCAUCGCCGUGGCCAACUUUCUGCGGUCGCAGAAUCUGAAACCGCGGACUUGCAUUUUGGAUGGACAACGAAAGGAUAUGUUCAAGGUCAAGCGAGCCAUCCGUGCUAUCGAGUCCCCCGCGUAUGCCAAGGCCGCCGCAAAGAAGAACUCCAAGCUCCCUCCCGUGACCGACCGCGCCUCCGCUGAGAACGUCUUCAAGCUCCUCCCACUCUCGCUGCUGGCACUGCGAGUUUCUAAAAUUGAUCCCCACGCUGGACACGACCAUGCUAAGCCGAAGAACCGUGUGAAGGGUCUCUGGACCGUCAAGGUCGAGCAGCACCAGGAGACAAAUGAUAUGAUGCACUACGUCUGGCUAUAUGAAGGACCUCAGUGGAAGCAAAAGGCCAUGGCUGCCGCCGUUGUGGCGGGUAUCUUUGCUGUUGUUCUCUUCCCUCUGUGGCCGAUCAUGCUGCGCCAGGGUGUCUGGUACCUGAGUGUGGGUAUGAUGGGUCUGCUCGGUCUCUUCUUUGCCAUGUCCAUUUUCCGUCUGAUAUUGUUCUGUAUCACUGUAUUCGCUGUGCCACCAGGGCUCUGGCUGUUCCCUAAUCUGUUUGAGGAUGUUGGUUUCUUUGACAGCUUCAAGCCUUUGUGGGGCUGGCAAGAGAACAAGAAGAAAAAGAGCAAGAAGAGCAAAUCGGAACCCGCCGUUGGCAAUGUGGGCGAUGCCACUCCCUCAGCAACAACUACCUCUGCUCAGCCAGCAUCCACCCCGGGCCCGACACCCGUGAGACGGGACUUGACUGCCCGGGUCGAGGAAGUAGAGGAGUAA
This is a messenger RNA of Penicillium maclennaniae, 1140 nucleotides long. Its product is annotated as Sec62 family protein translocation protein. Lineage: Eukaryota; Fungi; Ascomycota; Eurotiomycetes; Eurotiales; Aspergillaceae. The record is from RefSeq and is a predicted model, not a curated record. Gene Ontology annotation, biological process: post-translational protein targeting to membrane, translocation. Bases 1 to 1140 code for a protein of 379 amino acids. Gene Ontology annotation, cellular component: endoplasmic reticulum; endoplasmic reticulum membrane. The transcript has 3 exons.